This is a messenger RNA of Athalia rosae (coleseed sawfly), 648 nucleotides long. Its product is annotated as lysozyme-like. The transcript is spliced from 4 exons. The record is from RefSeq and is a predicted model, not a curated record. Bases 98 to 553 code for a protein of 151 amino acids. Lineage: Eukaryota; Metazoa; Arthropoda; Insecta; Hymenoptera; Athaliidae. Gene Ontology annotation, molecular function: lysozyme activity.
CAGUGGACAGUGUUCGACCGGUCCGAGGACGGGCAAAUCUGUGAUAAUUACAUUACUAUUAUUAUUUUAAUAAUAAAAGAAUAAUUUCGAUAUAAAAAUGGCCGUGAAUUUCGUGUUUCUCACCGCCGCAGCAUCCUGCAUGUUGUUUGCCUUCGCUUAUGAUCAACAAGCUCAAAUCCAGCUCGACAGAACGUGUUUGGGCUGCAUAUGCGAAGCCUCCUCCGGAUGUAACCAGUCUCUGGCUUGCGAUGGUGACGUUUGCGGGCCAUUUCGCAUCACCUGGGGAUAUUGGUCCGAUGGUGGAAAGCCUACGCUUAACGACGAACCUAAUUCCGAUCCUGGUGCUUACGCCCGGUGCGUCAAUGAACCGUUUUGCGCAGCCCGUGCCGUCCAAGGAUACAUGAACAAAUUCGGACAGGAUUGUAACGGCGACAAAGUGGUUGACUGCAAGGACUUUGCCCGUAUUCAUCGUCUUGGAGGAUAUGGAUGUGGUGGGCCAUUGGAACCCAAAUAUGAAAGCGCUUUCCUAACUUGCUACCAAACUUUUGGAUAGAUUAAACUUGGGCUACACAUUAUUCAACCUGGAGAACUGAUAUCUGAUAAUUGUCCGUUAUUAACGAUUGUUAAAUAAAGGAUAAGAACUGAAAA